Molecule: messenger RNA, 1452 nt
Organism: Armigeres subalbatus
Lineage: Eukaryota; Metazoa; Arthropoda; Insecta; Diptera; Culicidae
Exons: 2
Coding region: 299-1117 (272 amino acids)
Biological process (GO): regulation of transcription by RNA polymerase II
Cellular component (GO): nucleus; transcription regulator complex
Molecular function (GO): DNA binding
Source: RefSeq, a predicted model, not a curated record
CGCUUCAGUUGUAAACUCAUGGCAACUGCCGUGCCGCUCGCAUUGCUAUCGCUUGAAAAGGGGAAAUCGACCAAACCAAUACUAAACCAGGCAACGCCGACUGCUGCUGGCAACUACGGUCGCGUCUUCUCUCUACCUACCAAACAACGCAUAGAGUUCGGUUGUCGGGCGAGCAUCAAUUUAGUUGACUCACAAACAACAAGCCAAGUACAGUUGCCGGCCGGCGGUGUUUGCCCUCCGAUCGUUCGAUGGAAAUUGAGUCGAAUUAAAGUUUCGUGAUUAGUUUAACGGUGAAAAGAUGUCCGUGGUGGAACAGCAGGAGAACGUUCGAUUUGCUCGAACGGUUAGAAGAUAUCCUUGCCUGUACGAUUAUACCAAUACCGGUUAUUCGAGCAGGACAGAAACGGAGAUUGCAUGGAGAGAAAUAUCAGCUGAUUUCAACGCACCAGUUAAAGACUGUAAACUUAGAUGGAAGAAUAUUCGCACCGUGUUCCGAAGACACUUGUUCGGGAGUGUAGGUCCCGCCCCCAAAAAAGAAUAUUAUCUGAGCGAAGAGUUGCAGUUUCUGUUGCCAUUAUUGAGGCUACCAAAGAAGCAUCAAGAUGGUACAAUCGAACUGGAAGAUGACGAGCAGGAUAUAGCCGUAAUGAUGGAGAUGGAACCGACUGAUACGGAAUCCGAUGAUCCAUCAGCGUCUCGAACGCCAUCGGAGCCACAGGUUCUGAUUGAAAGCUAUCAAGAACCACAGACUGAUCCACAAGAGCAACAGAUGCGUACCGAUUUUAUCCGGAGACGUAAACCACGGGAAACUGCCACUGAAGUCGUAAAAUCCAACUAUAAUCACAAUAGAGCUUCGACAGCGGAAGCUGAAUAUGGGGGUUACGUGUACGAUGAUUUGGCCAUGAAAUCAGAUGAGUUGUUUCUGCUCAGUUUGAAAGACGACAUGCGGCGGAUGAAUCCGAUUCAAAAACGCAAGUUUAAACGAAGAAUUUUCGACAUUAUUGACGAGACAAUGGAAAGUGAUAACCAACAGUCUGUUUAUCAGGAACCUGAAGAAUCUACCGAACAGCUCUCGCUACAUGAAGAGGUGAAGAUCGAAAAUGAAACCUAUGAAUAGACUGAAUCUUUUACAGAGGAAAAUUUAUCUAUUAACGUAAAAUAAAGAAUACACUCGUGUGUGUGUAAUCUAUAUAUGUAUUGACAACCACCUUUUUCACAAAUAGAUAGGUAUAACUCGGUGCUGUUAUGAAAUGUAUCCCGGCAUAGGAACAAUAAGGGAUGAUCCAUUAAAUACGAUCCCCCUCCCUCACCACUAUAUCCUACUUUUUGUGUGAAACAUCAGAUUUUUUUGUAUAGAUUGUCACGAUUUGGGCAUACCACCCCCCUCCCCUAAGCGUUACGUAAUUUAAUAUAAAUAAAUUUAAUAAAAAUUUAAAAUGGAUUUGGAUUGAA